Messenger RNA from Coccinella septempunctata (seven-spotted ladybird), 2796 nucleotides. Its product is annotated as transmembrane protein 181. NCBI's taxonomy places the organism in Eukaryota, Metazoa, Arthropoda, Insecta, Coleoptera, Coccinellidae. The coding region runs from base 355 to 1971 and encodes 538 amino acids. Gene Ontology annotation, molecular function: toxic substance binding. The transcript is spliced from 13 exons. The record is from RefSeq and is a predicted model, not a curated record.
UUCAAAAUUUCAGCUCCCUAAAAGAUUAAAUGUCCUUUCUGUUGUUUCUACUAAUUAUUUUUCCAUUGUUCCAUCUCCCUCGUCCUAGAUAAUUCUCAUGACAGUUGCGGGGACUGAAAUGCAACAAGUGGUUUUUCAGGAGUUUCCCUGUAGCGCAGAUCGAUAGUCCGCCAUAGCGUUCUUCAAUGGCAUCUUUCCAGUUGUUGUUACAAUGUAAUGGCUAAUAUAUGCCUGGAAAAUAUGGUGAAAUGUGAACAAUAAUCUUUCUUUUCCUACGCAAAAGUCCUGGACUCCAAGGAUUUUAGUUUUACGUCCACUUAUUUUUAAUGUACUUGAGGAAAUACAUAACGAAAAAUGGCAAAGCUGAACGGAGACGGACUUGGUUAUUCAUAUCAUUUACCUUCUGGUGGCUGGAGUUUACGAUUAAGAAAUAUACUAUCCCAAUUCUGUGAACUCUUCAGUGAAUUCGAUAAAUAUAUAGCUCCAGCAUAUCAUCAUGAUCGUUGUGAACGGUCUGUGCAAAUGCGAUUAUAUACAAUGCAUAAACGAGAAUUUGUAAUGACAUUUAUUGCAUUUUUUACAUCUCUAGGAUUAGCAAUUUUUAUUGGAGUCGCAGGUCCUCCAAUUACCAGUACUGCUGAAUUAGAUGGUAAACUGUUAUUGCCAAAAAAUAAUCAGAGUAAUUUGAGUCAAGCACUCAUAGCCUCUGGUCCAUUCACUAUGAGAACUCCUUCAUUGACUACCUAUUCUCAACAAUUAUGGCUGAUAGUGAAAUUGACCACUGGAAAUAAAGACGAUGAGAUUUACGAUAAAAGCUUUCAAGUCUCGAUAACAAUUGAAGGUCUUACUGAAGAACAUAAGCCAAUUAGUGUUGUCGACACCAAGCAUUCAAGGAACAGGACGAGGCAUCUGAGAUGUGAGAAUCAGAAUUGUGAUGAAUUCAUUGUGCUACAUUUGGGCUAUCUUGAUUACACUCAUUAUAUUCUGACUGUGCGUUUUCAUGGAUUGGAGGCUUUCCACAAGAGAUACAACAUAAAUCAAGUCACCUUUUACUUCAAAACAUACAAUCCUGGAUUCACAAAGAUAGAGAUUUGGUUUAGAUUCGUUUUUCUUCUCACUACGUUUCUCAUAUCGUGUUGGUUCGCCAAUUCCUUGAAGAAAUAUGCGAUGCACGAUUGGUCCAUCGAACAGAAGUGGAUGUCUUUUCUCCUACCAUGUCUAAUUGGAUAUAACAAUCCAGUGUUUCCGAUGAUGUUCUUGGUGCAUUCUUGGAUUCCUGGCCUCAUAGAUGCCUUCGCUCAAGCAACUUUCUUAUGUGCAUUACUUCUAUUUUGGCUGUGUAUUUAUCAUGGUCUCAGACAGAAUGAGAGGAAGUUCUUGACUUUUUACGUGCCAAAAUUGUUUUUGGUCGCCAUGUUAUGGUUUCCUGCCAUAAUCCUGUCCACGUGGGAAAAAGUGAAUGAACUUGAGGAUCCCACAUACAACCACGAAGUUGACACUUCUAAUUAUUACGUUGUCCAGUCUUUUUUCUACAUAUUCAGUGUUGUUUAUAUAAUCUACCUCGGACUGCUGAUUUUGAGGGCUUAUACAGAGUUGAGGUCCAUGCCAUUUUUCGAUUUGAGACUGAAAUAUUUGACACUCCUCAUGGUUAUAGUGCUGUCCAUAAGCUGCGUGAUAACUUUCUUACGAUUUGGAGUUGGAUUUUUGGAAGAUAAUUUUGUGGCAAGGCUGUCAACACAUUAUACUAGCUCAGCGCAAUUUAUGGCAUUUUAUGGUUUGUUGAAUUUCUAUCUGUAUACGAUGGCCUACGUCUACUCUCCAGGAAAUUCUUCAGCUCAUGAGUUUGCAAUCACCAAAGAUAAUCCUGCUUUCUCAAUGAUCAACGACUCUGAUGAGGACGUGAUCUACGGAUCAGAUGAGGAGAGCAGGCGGCCUCUGAACAGAUCUAGGAAUGAUGAUGACAGUGAUUGAUUUUGAUAAGAAUUUUUACAGCAGUUGAAAUUCGCAUUUUGGCACUACUUGCGGUGUCUUUGAAAGCGCUCAACGAGAUUUGAAAAAUAAAUUGUAGAAAACUCGGCCGGUGAGGAGAUAUUUGGGAAUGGGAAUUUUCUGUGAAAAUUCCAAACGUUGAGAGUCAUUUUGAAGGGCAGUCAGGGUUCAUUCAAUUGAAUUUUUGUUGCGUCGGAAGAAAUCGAUCAUAAGUUACUUGUUGGGAUGAUUUUGGUAUUUCAUAACAGGAAAGAAAUGUAUCAGAUAUUCCUGUGAAUUGUUAUCCAGUUUUAAUGUUAUUAGGUAGAUACAUUUCCAGAUUGAACAGUGUAUACAUAAUACGCAAUUUCUUUGGAAACUUUCGAGUUGAAAUAAUGUCGAUGUUUGAUUACAAACUUCAGAUACCUACUGUUUUACCUAUGUGAAGUCAAAUGACGCAAAAAAUUUGGCUGACCACCUAAUUUUUUCGGUCAAUAUUGAACUUUUCGCCAGAAUUUCUUCGGCCAUCAACUCCGGAAUCUGAAAUAAUAUUCUCAUUUUGGUGGUAAGUGAAAAUGUGAAAAAAACACCGUCUGCGAUCAUAGAUAAUACUUACAAAUUUUCGUUUUUCACUUUAAACUUGAAAUAUUACAUGAAUUUACAAUUUUUCAUCUUUACUUUCGAUUUCAUAAUUACAUAAAGGAAUCAGAUCAUAACCACGAAAUUAUGUGCGAAAAAUCAUAAUCCCUAUAUAAAAAUAUUUUACAACUGAUGGUAGGAUUAGAUUUUGUAUUUGUAUUGGAUGAAUAAAAUUUCAAGGUUUCUUGU